Molecule: messenger RNA, 2139 nt
Organism: Penicillium canariense
Lineage: Eukaryota; Fungi; Ascomycota; Eurotiomycetes; Eurotiales; Aspergillaceae
Product: UTP25 family protein
Exons: 4
Coding region: 1-2139 (712 amino acids)
Biological process (GO): maturation of SSU-rRNA from tricistronic rRNA transcript (SSU-rRNA, 5.8S rRNA, LSU-rRNA)
Cellular component (GO): small-subunit processome; nucleolus
Molecular function (GO): U3 snoRNA binding; rRNA binding
Source: RefSeq, a predicted model, not a curated record
AUGGCUCCCCCACGAGGACGCGGUGGUCGUUUCAUGAGAGGCCGGAGAGGCCGUGGUACUGGCAGAAGAAAUGACUUUGCGUCGUCGCGGCUGCAGGAGGUGGAGUCGGACGAAUUAUCCGGCGCCGAUGCGCCGAGCAAUCGGAAAGAAGAGGUCAUUGAUAUGGGAGAAGAUACCAUGAUGGACGAUGCUUCUUCUAGCAGCGACGAAGAUGGGGAGAACACCGGCCGUCCGUAUAACGAACUACUCCAGCUGCUGAACGCCAACUCCGACUCGAAGGGGCCAGCUCGGAAAAAGAGAAAGCUUGCUAGUGAUAUUAAGAAGGACGAGGCUCCACGCACCAUCGCAGUUGACGAAGAUGAUGAGCAAGCCAACGAUGCUUUGCAAGACCAAGCUCCGUCCGACGAUGAGGAGGAAGCCCAGGAAGUGGACGAUGAUGAUGACGUUAUGGGGCCGUUCGAGAAGCACUUCAAUGCCCUUGAAGGAAACGAUCUUUCUCAAAAGAUUCAAUCUAUCGAGUCGAAUAAAUGGACCUCAGCGAAGAAGGAGGUGGACGGGCUGCGGCUGGUGCAAUCUAUCCCGGAGGUGGAAGGUUCCGAGAAGGCAGUACUACUUCCAGCGAUGAAGAGCACUGCCAACCUGAAGCUCAAAAACAAGUUAAAGCCUCGUGCUGCAGAGCUCCUGCCCACUAUCACUGGCUCCGCCCAACAGAUUGCCCCGUAUAUAUUCGACUACCAGGACGUUCUCUACGGCGCGCGUACCGCAUCCACCGCAGAAGACAUGCAUGACAUUAUGGCUCUCCACACAGUUAGCCACCUUAUCAAAACCCGAGACCAGGUGCUCAAGAACAAUGCCCGCCUGGCGAAGGACCCUGACACCGACAUCGAAUGCCGCGACCAAGGCUUCACUCGCCCGAAGGUCCUGUACAUUCUCCCGACUCGCCAAGCCUGUGUGCGGGCAGUCAAUGCAAUCACUCGGUUUUACCAGGUUGAGCAGCAGGAGAACAAGAAGCGAUUCAUGGAUACGUUCUCUGCCCCCGAGGAUGCAGGAUGGGAGAACAAGACCGAGGAUUUUCGCGAGCUGUUCGGCGGUAACGACGAUGAUAUGUUCCGAAUGGGACUUAAGUUCACCCGCAAGACGGUCAAAUACUUUGCGCAAUUCUACAACUCUGACGUGAUCUUGGCCAGUCCACUCGGCCUGCGGACGAUCAUGGACCAAUCCGAUGCCAAAAAGCGAGACUAUGAUUUCCUUUCCUCCAUAGAAGUCGUCGUCGUCGACCACGCCGACGCGCUCCUCAUGCAAAACUGGGACCACGUCUCCUACAUCUUCCAGCACCUCAACCUGCAGCCCAAAGAAGCCCACGGCUGUGACUUCAGCCGCGUACGCAACUGGUACCUCGACAACCAUGCGCGCUAUGUCCGACAAACCAUUGUCCUGGCCUCCCACAUCACCCCCGAAAUCAACUCGCUCUUCUCAGCGCAGAUGCAGAACGCCUCCGGCCGCAUCAAAUUCACGCCAACCUACGCCGGCGCUAUCACUGAGCUCCCGCUCCCGGUCUCAGUCAAGCAGACCUUCUCCCGCAUCGACAGCAUCUCCCCCGCGAAGGACCCGGACGCCCGGUUCAAGCAUUUCACCACGACAAUCCUCUCCACGCUCGUCAAGAACAUUGCCAACGGCCGCGGCAAGGACGGCGCAGGCACUCUUAUCUUCAUUCCGUCAUACCUCGACUUCGUCCGCGUGCGCAACCACUUCGCCACCUCUGCGCAGACAACGAAUGUCUCGUUCGGUGCGAUCUCUGAGUACGCCGAGGCGCGGGACGUCAGCCGUGCGCGCAGCCACUUCAUGAAUGGCCGCCACUCGGUGUUACUGUACACCGAGCGCGCGCACCAUUUCCGCCGCUACCAAAUUCGUGGUGUUCGCCGGAUUAUCAUGUAUGGAUUGCCUGAGAACCCAACGUUCUAUGGUGAGAUCGUGGGAUACUUGGGGCUGGACCCUGCUGCUGUGGUCGAGGCUGCGGAAGGCGGUGUCCGAGCACUGUUCUCGAAGUGGGAUGUGCUAAAGCUGGAGCGUGUUGUUGGAACUUCGAGAGUUGGCAAUAUGCUGCGCGAGAAGGGUGGUGAUACCUUUACUUUUGUAUAG